Messenger RNA from Ceratitis capitata (Mediterranean fruit fly), 2512 nucleotides. RefSeq names its product probable chitinase 2 (gene Cht2). Gene Ontology annotation, cellular component: extracellular region. Gene Ontology annotation, biological process: carbohydrate metabolic process; chitin catabolic process. Gene Ontology annotation, molecular function: nucleic acid binding; chitin binding; chitinase activity. The record is from RefSeq and is a predicted model, not a curated record. NCBI's taxonomy places the organism in Eukaryota, Metazoa, Arthropoda, Insecta, Diptera, Tephritidae. The coding region runs from base 409 to 2136 and encodes 575 amino acids. The transcript has 6 exons.
UCUACUACAACAAUUAAUUUUGCAAAUACUUGGAAUUGAAUCGAUUUUUAAAACACGAUGAUUUCGAGUUUGGUUACUGGAUUUUUUGUGUGAAGAUGUUGAUUAGACUCGGACUCGAACCCUGGUCUUGCGAAUGGCAGUACACCAUGAUAGGGAUGAUAUGGUUUCUUAAUGCCGUUUUGGCCAUUUUUAAUAUCUCUUGAUCUAGUGUUGGGAUAAAUUAACAAAAACGGCCGAUUCUGAUCUGAUCGUCGGUCCGUACUUAUUUUGAAAUGAAGCUCGUGGCGCCGUUUCUGUCAAUAGAGAGCGGUAUAGAUCGUUGAUAACCAAUUUUUUAUAGCCACAAUUGGAAGUUGAAGUUGAUAUUAAGAUCAUCUGGUUCCAACAACACGUGCAAUUAUCGAAUUUAUGCGAGAAAAGUUUGGAGAUUCGAUUAUUUCAAGAAAUUUUCACAUGGAUUGGCCUCCAAGAUGUUGUGAUUUAAAACCGUUAGACUACUUCUUGUGGGGUUAUUUGAAGUCAUUUGUCUUUGGCAAUAAACCAGACUCUCUUCAAGUUUUAAAAGUAAAUAUUGAACGUGAAAAAGUGCUCAAAAAUUGGGUUCAACGAAUUUGUUCCUGCAGAAGAAGUCAUGGCGGCCAUUUGAUGAUGUUAUAUUCAGCACUUCGAAUGUACUUCGCAAUGACUUCACCCUUUAGCAUAAGCACCGGAAAAAAGGUUUCACUUACACUUUUAGUAAUUGCUUUCAGUGUGAGCAUGGCAUUGGCGAAAACAGGGCCGACACAUGACAAAGUUGUGGUGUGUUACAUUUCAACAUGGGCGGUGUACCGGCCGGGCGCCGGUGCAUAUGGCAUCGAUAAUUUUGAUCCAAAUCUGUGCACACACGUAGUUUAUGCAUUUGCUGGACUGGAUAUCACACAAUCGGCAAUAAAAUCAUUGGAUCCAUGGCAGGACUUGAAGGAAGAUUACGGUAAAGGUGGUUUCGAGCAUUUGACAGGUUUCAAAACCACUCACCCGCAUUUGAAGGUCAGCUUGGCAAUAGGUGGCUGGAAUGAAGGUUCGAAAAAUUAUUCUUUGCUGGUCGCCGACCGAGAACAACGUGCGCGUUUCGUCAAACAAGUCACUACAUUUAUACGAAAAUAUAAUUUCGAUGGUCUCGAUCUUGAUUGGGAAUAUCCAACACAACGUGGUGGACGGCCACAAGAUCGUGAAAAUUUUGUACUACUCACAAAGGAGUUGAGAGAUGAAUUUGAUAAUUAUGGCUUGCUGCUGACGUCAGCGAUCGGCGCAGCGAAGAAUGUUAUUGAUCAAGCGUACGAUGUCCGGCAAAUAUCGCGUUAUCUCGAUUACUUACAUAUUAUGUGCUACGAUUAUCACGGCAGCUGGGAUAAACAAGUUGGUUAUAAUGCGCCGCUCAGGGCUCCAGAAGGCGAUGUGCUCAGCGUGGAGUUUACGAUCGAUUACUUGUUGAAAUUGGGUGCGCCGCCAAAUAAAAUCGUACUCGGCUUACCCUUUUAUGGUCGCACUUUCAGGACGCCGCGAGAUGGCAAUAUAGGGGAUGUUACGGAUGGCACCGCUUUUCAGGGACCCUUCACUCGUGAGGAUGGCUUCCUUGGCUACAAUGAAAUUUGCAAUAUAUUAAGCAACAAAACAUCCGGCUGGACUACAGUUUGGGAUGGGAAAACUUCGCAGAUGUUAGCGCGCUCCGAGCGUGACGUCUUCAGCGGUUUAAUACAGGUAGUGACCUUCGAUAACGGCCGUUCAAUCGCCAACAAAGUGAAAUUUGCCGUGGAGAAGAAACUUGCUGGCACGAUGGUCUGGUCUAUAGACACAGAUGAUUUUCGUGGUAAUUGCGUUAUGGAGGAAGACAUUUACGCCGAUUAUAAAUAUCUUCAGAGUAAUGGUCAUGCAAUUAUGCCAAAACGUAUCAAUUCGAAUUAUCCGUUAUUGCGAACCAUUAACGAAGCUACAACGCUGGCUUUGGUGGAGGUAGAGCAAAGUAUAGACGAUAAUGAGAUACCACAUGGUACCAUAGAGGACCGUAAGAAUAGCAAUGCGGCUGAGAAAUUGUUGGCUUAUCCGAUUACUCUCGUCGCCUGUGCUUUCAUAUUUUUAACAUCACUCGCAGUGUUUUAAAUUUCAGUGUGCUUCGAUUGUAAUAAUUUUUUUAUUGUGAAUUUAUUCUCCAUUCUGAAUGUAUUGUAAUGUAUUUUUUGUUGUAAGUCAUAUAAUGCUCAAAUUUGUCUAUUUAAAUAACAAAGUUUCAUAAUUUUAAACUUAUUUAUACUAUGUACUUACAAGAUCUACCCAGUACUUAGUUAUACAUAUACAUACAAUACAUAAAUAAUAUAAAAGUUUAGUUAUAGUGUAAAAAGUCGCUAGAAGUAGUUUUUAAAACACCGAAAUACAUUUUAAUAAAGUUGAUAAGAAACAAAAAGCAAUAAAAAAUCUAUAAUAAAAAUCUCACAGUCAAUGGUUGCUGGAACCUUGGCCCAUAAUAAGAAAUGCAAAA